Messenger RNA from Vespa crabro (European hornet), 957 nucleotides. RefSeq names its product protein transport protein Sec61 subunit beta (gene Sec61beta). The transcript is spliced from 3 exons. NCBI's taxonomy places the organism in Eukaryota, Metazoa, Arthropoda, Insecta, Hymenoptera, Vespidae. Gene Ontology annotation, biological process: intracellular protein transport. Bases 246 to 533 code for a protein of 95 amino acids. Gene Ontology annotation, cellular component: Sec61 translocon complex. The record is from RefSeq and is a predicted model, not a curated record.
AUGACACGUCGUUAAUCGGUGUACUUCAGACGGAAGCGAGUGUUCAAAACGUAGUCUUAAAGUGAUCCAAACGGAGUCAUUUAGUGAGCUACGAAACUUCUAGUUCUUUUGUUAUAUAUCCGUCCUAUAAGGUUUUUAUGCGUUAAAAUAUUUGACGAAAAAGAAUUGGAGUUUUGCUAAUUACAGAAUUAAUACUGUGAUAAAUACCUUUUCGGUGAAAAGAGCUUUAAUUAUCAUAAAUAACAAUGCCUGCCGCACCUAGUGCCACAUCGGUUGGAUCCGCGGGUCGUUCACCCAGUAAGGCUAUAGCACCUAGAGCAGGUGGCAGUGGUACUGUCAGACAACGCAAAACUGCCACUGCUACUUCAUCUAGAAAUAGAAACACUGGUACAAGUUCUGGUGGUAUGUGGAGAUUUUAUACAGAUGAUUCGCCUGGCAUCAAAGUAGGUCCAGUGCCAGUACUCGUCAUGUCCCUAUUGUUCAUCGCAUCUGUAUUCAUGCUUCACAUUUGGGGAAAAUAUACCAGAUCUUAAGGAAAGCGAUCGUGUUAAAUCACAUUACGUUAUAAAUGAAACUUAUGAGGCGGGAAAAGUUUUAAGUACAUGUGUAAGAUUAGCAAGAACUGUUAGAAUUAAUUUUUGCAUACAGAGAUAUUUGCUUUUGUCUGAACUACACGAGGUAUCAUUUUUGAUCUGAUACAUUUUGUUCGUCGAAUCCAUACUCCACGAGUGUUUAUUAUACAAUUUUUACAUCUCCUAUGAGUAAAUCAAUGAUUCCAUUUUGAAACAUUAAACAUGAGAUAAUAAGUUAAGUUCAAUGUUCAAAGGAACGUUAAUAUAACAUUACGUUCCUUCUUGACUCUUGUUGCAAUUUAUACUUAAGAUAUUUAAUUCUUACUCGGAAACAUUAAUUAAAUGUACAAUCUAUAUUAUCGGAAUAAACAUAAUUUAUUCUUAA